Molecule: messenger RNA, 423 nt
Organism: Durusdinium trenchii
Lineage: Eukaryota; Dinophyceae; Suessiales; Symbiodiniaceae
Source: the annotation of a GenBank genome assembly
GACAUCAGAGCCAAUGUGCGGCAAGUGCAUGGGGAUGCACAUUUGGGUCUCGAGCGAGCUCGUUUGCGAGUCUUUGGCAACAGUCUGCGCUGCACAGAUUUUAGUCAUCUGAUAGGGGCCAGCCGAGUUGGUCGCGCUUCUCCUUCAGAGACAAGCAGCACAGGUGCUGAUGCAGAUAUUUGCCACAAGUGGCGGCUGGGAAUCUUCGAGAAUUGUCGCGUUUGGUUGCGACAAGAGGAGCACUUGACUUUGAUUGAAGCUGCUGUCUUCGCUUCGCGGACGUUCCCACAUGCGCUUUUCGACUAUGUGUGGUCCACUUUGCUGGCCUUUCUUGAAGAGCGUGGGGAGUCGAAGUGUGCACAAAAUCUGGUAAAGUACUACACUGAUCAGAACCGCUCAGCUUUGGACGCUUCCUGGCGCAUU